AGAGUGAAAAUUUGUAGUGGUAGCAGCGAAUCUCUGCACGCACAACGGCCUCUUUUUCUGCCUUUCAUCGCCACCAACACAUUCUCUGUCUCCCGAACUCAAUCGCCAUCGUCGUCGUCAUCAACUCAUCAUCCUUAUCAUGGAGAUCCCUCAGAUUCUCUUCAAAUUCAAAUACCACUUCAUCGCAGGUCUGCUCUUAGCCCUCACUGUCUCCUCCUUCGCCGUCCUCGCUCCCAGAUUCCUCACCGUCUUGGCUUACUUCUGGCCGCUCUUCCUCUCCACCGCUCUCUUCCUCGCUCUCGUCCUCGUCUUCGGCAGGACCUCCUCAGCGGCCGCCGCAGGCGGAAACAGCAACAACAACAUCGCCGGGGAGGUCUUCCUCGAUUACGUCGCCGGCCACCACGAGCUGCAGUUGGAAUCUCAAGCCAGCAGGUCCGAUUAGAGCGCCAGAUCGAGCAAUCAAUCACACACAGGAGGUAGCAGUUAGCGUCGUAGUAAGGUUAGCUGCAGUUUGGAGAUUAAAUUUAGUGUUUUACUCUGAAAAAUAGGAAAUCAAUGUAGCUUGUAACAUCUUGAACUUUAUAAUUAUUUUUGUAAUUUAUUUUUCUUUUUGUUCUCUUUGAUUUAUGCC
This is a messenger RNA of Prosopis cineraria, 631 nucleotides long. RefSeq lists its product as uncharacterized. The transcript has a single exon. The record is from RefSeq and is a predicted model, not a curated record. NCBI's taxonomy places the organism in Eukaryota, Viridiplantae, Streptophyta, Magnoliopsida, Fabales, Fabaceae. The coding region runs from base 140 to 442 and encodes 100 amino acids.